AUGUCUCCAGAAGUCAUCGACCGUGUGAGAGGCGCGCUCUUCGGCGUGUACAUUGCUGACGCACUGUCGAUGCCGGUGCACUGGUACUAUGACACCAGCGCGCUGAGGCGCGACUUUGGGAGGAUCACGACUUUCCAGGCCCCCAAAGAGCGCCACCCAGGUAGCAUCAUGAGUGUGAGUAACACAGGAGGCCACGGGCGCGGCGACCAGAAAGGACGCAUCAUCGGCGAUGUCAUCAACCACGGCAAGCACGAGUUUUGGGGCAAGCAGGGCGGCAUGAAGGCGGGCGAGAACACGCUCAACGCGCUUUGCACCCGCCUGGUCACUCGCGACAUCACCGCCAACGGCGGCAGCUACUCUCCCUCCAGCUUCCUCAAGGCCUACGUCAAGUUCAUGACUACACCAGGGUCGCACAACGACACGUACGCAGAGUCCUUCCACCGGGACUUCUUCCGCAACUGGGCUGCCGGGGUGCCGCCAGAGGACUGCUCAAAGGGCACGGAGGAUCACAACACGGCCAGCAUCGGCGGCUUUGUCAUGCUGCCGCCCGUGGUGUUUGCCAACCUGGCGUCGGGCCGGGAGGCGGCGCGCAAGGCGGCGGUGACGCACCUGGGGCUGACCCACGAGAGCAGCAAGCUGGCCGUCCUGGCUGGGGAGUACGCGGAGCUGCUGUACGACAUGGCCACAGGGGCGCAAGACCUGCGCAGCGCAGCGGUGGACGCGGCCAAGCUGGUGCGGGCCGACCUGCCCUCCAUUGCGACGCGCGGCUACGACGACACCAGCGUCAUCCACGGCAUCUUUGGCAGCGCCUGCUACAUCACGGACUCCUACCCGUCCAUGUUGUACCUGGCCUACAAGCACGCGGACUCCUUUGAGGACGCGGUGCUGGCCAACACCAACGCUGGCGGGGAGAACUGCCACAGGCAAGGCCGGGGGAUCGGCAGCACCCAAAUUUGUGUCCGCGCAAUCACGGGCGCGGCGCUGGGCGCCCUUAUGGGCGCUGCCCUGGGCGAGAAGGCGAUCCCGCGGCGCCUGGUGGAGGGCCUGGCGGACUACCCGGACAUCAAGCGCGAGAUCGACGCGUUCUGCGAGGCCGCGCUUGGGACGGGCCAGCGGGCGACUGCUGCUGCGGCAGCUGGCGAGCUGUGA
Messenger RNA from Monoraphidium neglectum, 1149 nucleotides. RefSeq lists its product as hypothetical. The record is from RefSeq and is a predicted model, not a curated record. Lineage: Eukaryota; Viridiplantae; Chlorophyta; Chlorophyceae; Sphaeropleales; Selenastraceae. The coding region runs from base 1 to 1149 and encodes 382 amino acids. The transcript has 14 exons.